AUGCUGCCCGUUGCUGGCACCCAAACUCCCAAUCGCAACGCCAACGCACCGACGACAUGGCUUCUCACGCUGCUCAUAUUUGGUGUCAGAGGUCACGUGGCCGUCGUCACGGGUGGCGGCAGUGGAUUGAGGUUUAUGAUUUGCGAGGUACAUUUUGACUGUGUUUCCUGUACCGUUUUAUUCUGCUGGUUGUUGGAUUACCGACUGUUGUUCAACGAAAAUCGGGCUCUCGUGAAAAAUGGUGCAAAGGUCUGUGUAGUGGCAUUAUCAACCAAACUUAUCGAUGGCAGUGUGCCCGAAAAGAACGGAUUGGCCGGCACGAGCGACGCCGGAUCGGCGACAAAGCAUGCAUGGAAUGUAUCGAGCAAAGAAGUAGUCGCCGAGCUAUCUGCGUAUGUGGCCACACGUGAGGACCGAGUCGACCUCUUGGUCUCCAAUGACGACAUACUACGCGAUCCACCGAUUAAACGCGACGUACUGACGCCGCCGUUGGUCGAGCUGCAAACCAGCAUGUGA
Messenger RNA from Sporothrix schenckii 1099-18, 516 nucleotides. RefSeq lists its product as uncharacterized. The transcript has a single exon. Bases 1 to 516 code for a protein of 171 amino acids. NCBI's taxonomy places the organism in Eukaryota, Fungi, Ascomycota, Sordariomycetes, Ophiostomatales, Ophiostomataceae. The record is from RefSeq and is a predicted model, not a curated record.